Saccoglossus kowalevskii is the source of this 743-nucleotide messenger RNA. RefSeq names its product zonadhesin-like. The record is from RefSeq and is a predicted model, not a curated record. NCBI's taxonomy places the organism in Eukaryota, Metazoa, Hemichordata, Enteropneusta, Harrimaniidae.
AUAUACCGACUGACACCAAUGAAGUGGAAACUGAAGAUGUAUGUGCUGUAGAUAUACCGACUGACCCCACUGAAGUAGAAACUGAAGGUGUACGUCCUGUGGAUAUACCGACUGACACUACUGAAGUAGAAACUGAAGAUGUACGUCCUGUAGAAAUACCAACUGAUACCUCUGAAGUAGAAACUGAAGAUCUACGUCCUGUAUAUAUACCAACUGACACCACUGAAGUUGAAACUAAAGAUGUACGUAUUGUGGAUAUACCGACUGACACUAAUGAAGUAGAAACGAAAGAUGUACGUAUUGUGGAUAUACCGACUGACACUAAUGAAGUAGAAACUGAAGAUGUACAUAUACCGACUGACACCACUGAAGUUGAAACUAAAGAUGUACGUCCUGUGGAUAUACCGACUGACACUAAUGAAAUAGAAACUGAAGAUGUACGUCCUGCAGAUAUACCGACUGACACCACUGAAGUAGAAACAGUAGAGGUACAUCCUGUAGAUAUACCGACUGUCACGACUGAAGUAGAAACUGAAGAUGUACGUCCUAUAGAUAUACCGACUGACACCACUGAAGUGGAAACUGAAGAUGUACGUCCUGUAGAUAUAUCGACUGACACCACUGAAGUAGAAACUGAAGAUGUACGUCCUGUGGAUAUACUGACUGACACCACUGAAGUAGAAACUGAAGAUGUACGUCCUGUAGAUAUUCCGACUGGCACUACUGAAGUAGAAACUGAAGAU